Molecule: messenger RNA, 897 nt
Organism: Cylindrotheca closterium
Lineage: Eukaryota; Bacillariophyta; Bacillariophyceae; Bacillariales; Bacillariaceae
Source: the annotation of a GenBank genome assembly
AUGGACUAUAGGCACAGACCAUCGGGUGAAAAAUUACCUUUGUUCCUAUUGAAGAAAUGGAGGAAGCGAAAUCAAGGUGCAGAUGUAUCAUCAGCUUCCAGCAUCGCAGGAGAUACUAACUCGCAAUCAUUGAAAGCGAGUUGUGGUAGUCAAGCAGAUAGACUUUUUUCCAUUGGAGAAAUUGAAAAUCGUCUUCGCAAAACGGCAGCUGCGGUAUCGAAUUUACAGAAACAGAUAUAUCGAGGAGAAGAGCUGUACUAUGAGGACACCAUGCCUCACAGAAACAUAUGCAAAGGAGGCUUGGAAGGGUUUGUAGAUACGAAGGAUGUAGUCAGUGGUGACAGUGGACUCACGCGAGGUUUGCAUCAAAGUAUUCGAAAAGUACCUGGCGAUGUACGGUGGUUCUCUGAAAGUAGUGUGUCGAAGGAGGAAAUGCACAAGCGAAGCCUUGAUAUCGUGCAUACAGCAAGUGCCAAGAAGCCUAUGAUAGAUGCCUCCGAUGGCGAUUUGAAUUCCUCUGAUCGCAAGCAUUCGCAAAAUACCAUUCAUUUGAAUGAUGUGAAUAGUAAUCCAUCGCGAACUACCAAAGUAAACGUGGAGUCAAUUGACACGAAAAGGAAACGAAACGAUACAGACGAGCACGGUCAUAAAAUUCCACCUGCUAGAAGGUCAAAAACUGUAGAGCUCAAAAACGCCCAGAGUAAUGUGGCAGCAAAGAUGAACGAAGACUAUUCUGAUGGGAACAGUGAAUUGGUGCUACCAAAAGAUAUUGACAGUGAAAAAACAAGUGAUCCUCAUUCUAGAAAGGGUUCCACGACAGCUCUCGUGAAGAAGGAUGAGUCGAAGAAGGUAGACUCGCAAAGACGAAGAAGAAGUAGACGGGGGGCAAACUCGUAG